UGAUCUCGUGUCACAAGUUAAGUGGCCGCAUUGGUCUUUUGUUCAGCAAAAUUUGUUUGAUCACUGUUUCUUGCAGAUUGUGUUUCAAAGUAAUUAAAAUGUUCUUUGUCGACAGGAGUUGAAGCAAUUGAUGUCUAAAAAUUGAUGAAAUAGACAAAAACCCUAAUUUUUUCAAAACCCUCAAUUACUUCAAUUUUACAAUGGACUGUCUUCCAGAUGAGCGGCGAUAUCUUUACUGGAAUGGGUAUCCGUUGGAAACUUUUCCGCCCAAAGUUUUUCCGAUGGAGCUUGAGCUUGCCUUACACCAUGAUGUAUCUAAAGAUUAAAUCAUUGGAUCAAAUCAUUAAAGGAGGAAGACUUGAAUGUCACUUUCCAAAAUGUGAUGCCAAGGCUUGUAAUGUGGGGUGACAAAUACCAUUUAGAACAUAGUGGAUCAAGUACAUUCCGCACUUUGAUUGUUCGACAUUUCGCAACCAUGUUGAACUCCGUCCCUCGUAAGUUCACAACAUGUCUUCAAAAUCUGGAAAAGCUUUGUGUAAAGAUGUGUGAUUCAUUUAUAUUUAAAUAUGAAGAUGGAGAUGUUGUGACAUUCUCUCACCUUGAAGACAUUUAUCUGGAAUAUCUACCAAAACUUGAGCAUUUAUUCAACAAAUUUACAAUAAAUGUCAUUGGCUUUCAAAAGCUGACAAAUAUACGAGUUGGAUUUUGUGAUAGUUGAGAAGCAUUUUCUCAAGUUCGGUGGCAAAGGGUCUUUUACAACUCCAACUACUUAAAAUAUACAUUUGUAGUGAGUUGACGGAAAUAAUGGUAGAAGAGGAUGAUGAAGAAGAAGAAGUCAAAAUUGUGUUUCCGCAACUAAGAUCUCUGUUUCUUUCUGAUUUAAACAAGCUUACAAGUUUCUGCAAUUGCACCCGUUCUCUUGAAUUCCCAUUAUUACAAGAUAUUGAGAUAUGGCAUUGCUUUGAAAUGAAGACUUUUACUUAUGGAUCAUUGAUUACUCCAAAGCUUGAAAAAGCAAAAGUCAAUAGCGAUGAGUAUGAUUCAUUGAUUGGUGACCGAGAUCUUAAUGCAACACUGAGUCAACGUUACAAACCCAAGGAAGAGGAAACACUUGAAAUUAGAGGAAGUCUACAAGAGGUCGAAGUUGAUGUUAUAAAGGGUACACCUAAUGUGAUAGAGGGUGAAGUUGACAAGGAUGUAUCCGAUCUUACCGAGCAUGAAAUAGAUGUUAUUGAAGAAACAUCAAUUGAAGAAAAUGUUGAAAUCCUUCAGGAUAUCAAAUUUCAAAUUGGGCAAUCUUCAGUUGAAGGAGAAAAUCAUGCUUGAAAAAAGCUAACUCAUGCACAAUAAAGAGGGCGAGGAUGGGCGGCCACUCCCGUCUGCCAGCGAGAUACCCUGAACGUCUGCUCUGCACCUGGGCUGCUGCCGCCUGCUAUCUUGUUGAACCCUACUGAGUGUUUUGGCUUUUUUGUUUGGAUUGGCUGAUUUGAAAAUAAUAAAAUAUGUAUUUUGUUUGUUUGGUGAAACUAUGAAGAGUGGGUUUGAGCCUAAGUUGUGUUUGGAUGGAAACACAAUGGAUGUACUGAAACUGUUCAUAAAAUGAGUAAGUGUGCUUCAAAAUGUGUUGUUGAGCAGUAGCAUUUUUGGUAAAAAGGUGCAAUUUAAAAGCCAAACUUGAGCUACUGUAUUUAUUUAUUUCACUUUGAAAAAAUUGAAUGAUUUUUUUUAAAGAAAAAGGACCAAUAUGAUGUUCGAUUCAAAGAUAAAUAAAGUUUUCUUAGCAUUUCAUGCAUUUACCUCUCUUAUUUUUAGUGAGAUCAUAUGGGCAUGAAACAUUUAUUGUUUUCAUUUAUGAUGUAAUUCAUUUAUGUUUUCUUGUGCUUCUUGAAGAAACAUAAAUGAAUUACAAACUACAUCACACUUGGCCAAUUAUUAUACUAGUUGACUCUCUCAUUUUGUUGUUCAAUAAAUUAAUACUUUUAUUAAUUACUAAUAAACUUCAUGCUUAUCCAAAUCCUAGUAUGAAUUCUCAUCAAGAUGCAUGUCUCUACUCACCAGUCACCAUUGAUUUUAUAUAAUAAUUAUUUUAUCCCUGUCAGAUGCAAAUAUGUUAAAUAUAUUAACUUCUUCUUUUUGUAAAUGUAACAUGUGCAAAGCUCAUUCAAUGAGUUUUAACUUCUUUUGAGAUUUUGAGCUUAGAGGAAGUUUAACAGCAUUCUUUUUUCAUCUAUUUAUAUGUUUGCAUUGAGCAUUGUUACACAGCUGAAGAAGCCAGCCAUGCCUAGACUUCCACUCGAAAUAAUCAUUGAGGUACUUUCAAGACUACCAGUGAAGCCUCUUGUCCAAUUCAAGACCGUAUGCAAGUCAUGGCAUCAUUUGAUAUCUUCUAAUCCUGAAUUUUCUAGGUUACAACUUCAACAAGCGAAGCAAGACUCGAAUGUUCAUCUCCAUAGACUUUUUCUCUCCGCUGAUCCUUUCAUUUCACUAGACAUUGAAGCAUACUGUGAUGCAGAUGAAAAUCUUGUAACAAGAUUACAUAACUUUCCGGUAGUUGACCGAGAAGAUGAUUUUGAAUUUGUGGGAUCUUGCAAUGGUUUGAUUUCUGCAGUUUUUGGUCCUGACAGCCAAAUCACUAUAUGGAAUCCAUCUACCGGACAGUCUAGACGGUUGCCAGCAGCACCAGGUUCGUUUCCAGAUGAUAAGAUGUCUUAUGGGUUCGGAUAUGAUUUAAAGCUAGAUGAUUAUAAGUUAGUAAGAAUUGCAAGCUCCGCUUCUUGUAUUGAAGUUCAAAUGGAAAUAUUUAACUUGAAAGCCAAUACAUGGAGAACAGUUCACAAUUUGAAUUGCUGUGUUCGCUUGCAAGGGGGCUCAAUAGUCGCUCUAAACGGAGUUUUGCACUGGCUAGUUGGUCAAGAAAAUGAAGGUAUGAUGAUCAUAUCAUUUGAUUUGGCAGAGGAGAAAUUUCUUGACAUGAUACAAGUGCCGGAUUAUGUAACUGAAAACUGGGGUAUAAACCCGGGUACCCAGUUAAGGAUUCUACAAGAUAGCCUAUGCAUGUGUUCUGGCUCUCACACAACGAAUUUUGAGGCAUGGAAGGCGGAGCGAUAUGAAACCAAAGUAUGUUGGACUAAGUUGUUCAGUUUCAGCAAUGACCAAUUACCAGGAUGUAAAUAUUGGCUUAAUGUAUUAUCUGUUGCGAAGAACGGCAGUAUUCUGCUUAAUUAUGAAGGAUUGGAAAUUCUCAUUUACAAUCCUAAAGAACAGACUUUGAGAAGGUUUGAUGUACCAAAUGAUUGGCAUUACUUUGAAGCUAUUACAUACAUAGAGAGCCUUGUUUCCCCAAACAGUGUUAACGGAUCCGUGGCUGCGGUGUACGUUCAAGGUUAGCAGGCAAGAGAAUAAAUAAUUGCACAAUGAAACAACUUUUGUAGCCUUUAUUUUCCGUUUUCUGUUCUGUUUUGCAAUUGUGUUUCUGCUUGGUUUUCUGUUUUAUCUGCAAGUAAACAACCAACUGUUCUUUGUUUGAA
Mercurialis annua (annual mercury) is the source of this 3527-nucleotide messenger RNA. Its product is annotated as F-box/kelch-repeat protein At3g06240-like. NCBI's taxonomy places the organism in Eukaryota, Viridiplantae, Streptophyta, Magnoliopsida, Malpighiales, Euphorbiaceae. Bases 2236 to 3387 code for a protein of 383 amino acids. The record is from RefSeq and is a predicted model, not a curated record. The transcript has 5 exons. Gene Ontology annotation, molecular function: protein binding.